Molecule: messenger RNA, 2628 nt
Organism: Drepanopeziza brunnea f. sp. 'multigermtubi' MB_m1
Lineage: Eukaryota; Fungi; Ascomycota; Leotiomycetes; Helotiales; Drepanopezizaceae
Cellular component (GO): MBF transcription complex; SBF transcription complex
Molecular function (GO): DNA binding; protein binding; transcription coactivator activity
Source: RefSeq, a predicted model, not a curated record
AUGGCCGCUACAAAAAUCCUUCCAAAUUCACAACCUUUUGCGAACACAUCCGACUCUCGCCAGAACCACCUUGAUCGACCGCAAUCCUUCAGAUCUGCUGGCGGCGGCGCAUACGACGCUGAUUCGGAGCUUACUCGACCGAAACCAAAAAUGUCCUUCAGUAUGAGCCAGGGAUCCCAGGGGGCCGGACUCACGAUACAGGGAGGAGGAGUAUUCAGACAGUAUGAGGGAAACAAUGGGAUGAAUAGAGGACAUACGGCACCCCAGAUAUACUCGGCCAUAUAUUCAGGUGUUGAUGUCUACGAAAUGGAAGUCAAUGGUAUCGCAGUGAUGCGUCGGCGCAAGGACAGCUGGUUGAAUGCUACACAGAUAUUGAAGGUUGCCGGCAUCGAAAAGGGAAAGCGCACGAAGGUUCUGGAGAAGGAGAUCCUCAUAGGAGAGCAUGAGAAGGUCCAAGGAGGUUACGGAAAAUACCAAGGCACCUGGAUCAAGUUCGAGAGAGGCCUUGAGUUCUGCAGACAGUACGGUGUCGAGGAAGCACUCCACCCGCUCUUGACCUAUGAUAUGGGGCAAAAUGGAGGCAUUGCGGGAAGCGGCGUGAUCGAUACUCCUACCAAGGAACAAGCGAUGGCCGCGCAGCGAAAGAGACUGUACAACUCAGGCGCGGAUAACCGAUCGAGUGGACAGUCAGGCACCUUCUUCAAAAAUAUCUCCAGCACUGCUUCUCAUGCGGUUGCAGCCAUCAGCAAAGCUCGAUUUGACUCUCCAGUACCACGAAUGAGGAACGGCUCGACUGCACCUCGUCCAGCGAGCUUCAGCAGGCAACCGUCGAACCAACAUCUUGGCUCCCAAGAAAAUGCAUUCCCCGGUGGCUCACAACAGAGCAUGCAGAGUUUCACAUCGAAUGAUAGCUUUGCGGCCAGUGGACAACCGGAUUCUGCAUAUACAGCGCAAUUCUCACAUACUGGGCGUGACGAUGCACGCAAUGGAGAGUUUGAGGAGUCACCGAGGAAACGAGCCAGACUCUCUCCAAGUAUCACUGGCCAAUAUCAGGUUGAUAACAACUUCGGCAUGUCUAUCCGCGAAGCUUCACCAACCGAGCCAAACGACUCCUUUGUGUAUCGUGCCCAGUACAUGCAAAACGACGGAGGCAAUGCACCGCUUCCACCCUUGCCCGUAUCUUCUGAUCCUCACGGAGUCGCAAAGAAGGAUCUUUUGAUGUCUCUGUUCACUGCCCACGAUGACUUCAGCAACCAUCAGGCCUUCCAAAAUCUUAGUCCCGAGGAUCUCGAUAUACCAAUCGAUGCAAGCAGUAAUACUGCCUUGAUUUGGGCCGCUACACUUGCUCGUGGGAGCCUUCUUAAAGCCUUGAUCUCACAAGGAGCUAGUAUUUUCAGAGUAAAUGCGGCAGGAGAGACUGCUUUGAUGCGCUCAUGUUUGGUCAAUAACAACCUGGAUGCUGGGAGCUUCUCGGAUAUACUCGAGCUGCUCGGUCCAAGUAUUGAGAUUCGAGAUUCGCGUGGCCGAACGGUACUGCACCAUAUUGCACUUACCUCAGCCGUCAAGGGACGCAGUCAAGCGAGCAAAUAUCACCUUGAGACAUUACUCGAGUUCGUCGUUCGUCAAGGAAGUGCGCCCAACAGUCAACAGUCAUUCAGCAACGCUCCGCCGGCACCUAAAACACUAAGCAUCGGCCGCUUCAUGUCUGAGGUGGUCAACAUCCAAGAUGUAUUGGGGGAUACGGCGCUGAAUAUCGCGGCGAGGAUUGGCAACCGCAGCAUCAUCUCUCAGCUGAUCGAAGUCGGUGCAGACGCCUCGAUCGCAAACCAUUCGAACCUGAGUCCGAUAGACUUCGGUGUUGGUGACCCUUCGGAAUUUGAGCGCCGUCCAGGAGAGGAGCGUGCUCACCACAAGACCAUGAGCAAUGAGAGAAAACAGAGCAGUAGCGAGAUUAUCAAUUCUAUCGCCACCCUUCUCAACGAAACAGAGAAUGAGUUUGGCAAAGAAAUGGACAAAAAGCAAGCCACCAUCGACGACCUGCACGCCCAACUUCGCGACGCAUCAGGAGAGCUCGGCGAACAACGCAGACGAGCCGAGCACCUGCAAGCGGAAGCCAAGGAGAGUGACGCGCGCAAGACCAAAAUUGCGAACCUGAGAAGAGCAUACGAUGAAGAACACACCCUCCUUUCCCAAAUGCAAAGCCAAGUUGGCCAAAUGAACACCGAUCAUGACCUGCAAUUAGGCGAUGCAGAUAAGAGCCUCGCAAUCUCCGAUCAAGCCUCCUCCAUCCUCUCCCGAGUUACCAUGAAUCAGCAAGAACCGCUCGUCAUUGACCGCGCCGACCGCCAAGCUCUGUCUACUUCCCUCCCGCCGGUGCAUGUCCUGCGUGCGAGAGUCCGUGCGUACGAAGCUGUCAAUCAAGACCUGGAGACGAGCGUGCGGGAUCUGCAAAGCAAGAGUUCGGAGCUGGCGAGCAAGUACCGGCAGAUUAUCAGCCUGUGCACGCGGACGCCUGAAGCGAGGGUGGACAGCGUUAUUGAUAGUCUCUUGCGGGCUAUUGAGAGCGAGCCGAGUGAUGUCGAGAGCACGCGGAUACGCGAGUUCUUGUCGCGGGUUGAAGGCGUUUGA